CGAUUGCAAAGCUCAGCUCAGUGGCCCUAAGAGUGGACACACAUUGAGUUCGGAGGCUCUACGAGUAGUGCAGCAUCCAUUGCAGGGCCCGUUUUUUCUACGAGUAGCCCUGCACACUCAAUGCAGCAGGCCAUGCGGCUGCUCCUUGCAGCCGCUGCAGCCGCGCAGUGCAGCGCAAUCAGCGCUGCUGGUAAGCUGCGCUCCGUGCUGCGAGCGCCCGGAGCCGUCGUGUGCCCGGGCGUCCACGACGCGCUGUCGACGAAAGUCUUCGCCGAGGCUGGCGCCCAAGUCCCGCGCAGUGUCCAAUCGAUGCCGUGCGAAGCCCACCGACAGCACCAGCGCUGCAACCACGCAGGUGCUGUUCUUGUCGGGAUUUGGAGCAAGUGCCUGCAGGGGCGAGCCUGACGCUGGCAUCAUCACACGAGUUGAGAUGGAGGACGUCGCGCGGCAGUGCGUCCGGGCGGCCGGCGGCGUGCCGCUCAUUGUCGACGGCGACACGGGCUUCGGCGGCGCGUCGAACCUCCGGCGGACGAUCCGCGGCUUCGCCCAGGCCGGCGCCGCCGCGGUCAGCAUCGAGGAUCAGGCCUUCCCGAAGCGGUGCACAUUUGCGGCAGGCACUGGCGUCAGGGUAGUCGACCGCGAGGCGGCCGUCGCACGCGUGCGGGCGGCGCUACGAGCGCGAGACGAGUCGCGAGACGCCGGAAACGAUGUGCUCGUGAUCGCGCGUACCGAUUGCAGGGCGGCGCUGGGCCUCGACGAGGCCAUCGCGCGGUGCGCGGCCUUCGAAGCCCUCGGGGCGGACAUCGUUUAUGGCGCGUUUGCAGCGUGCGAAUACCUUCACAUUUGCUCGGCCAUCACGCCCGACGUCGCGUCGAUGGCGUCACCAGUCGCAUAAACACAGCGGAGAACCUCCAAGGCAAGGACGAAUACGCGAAGCUCCGCGACGAAAUCUCGAGUAGCCAUCUCAUGCUCGCGCAGCUCCAGCACGACGGCAUGCUCUCGCCGGCCGACGUCGCGAGUUUGGGAUUUGACUUAUCGCUAGUCGGCGUGACGGCGCUCCAGGCCUACAUCGCGACCCUUCAAAAAGCGGCGACCAGCCUCGUUGAGACCGGAACGGCACCAAACCUCGCGCCCUUCGACGAGGUCAAACGAGUCGUCGGCUUCGACGACCUCCUCGCCUUCGAGGAGGAGUACGAAACUAAAGAAUAG
Pelagomonas calceolata is the source of this 1209-nucleotide messenger RNA. The record is from the annotation of a GenBank genome assembly. Lineage: Eukaryota; Pelagophyceae; Pelagomonadales; Pelagomonadaceae.